Messenger RNA from Penicillium olsonii, 3459 nucleotides. Lineage: Eukaryota; Fungi; Ascomycota; Eurotiomycetes; Eurotiales; Aspergillaceae. The record is from the annotation of a GenBank genome assembly.
AUGGCUUCGAAUACUGGCUCUCUCUUCGGAGGCGCUUCCACCACUCCUCAGUCAUCCAACCUGUUUGGCGCAAAUAAUUCGGCAACUCCUGUCGGAUCUCAACCCAAGCUAAGCCUUGGAGGCAUUUCUGGCGCGGGAGGGCAAGGCACGCAAUCGUCAGGUCUGUUUGGAGGGCAACAAACUCAGACGCCAGCGCCAUCUACUGGGGGUCUAUUUGGUGGUCAACAGGCUUCCACUCCCGCCGCAUCCACUGGGGGCCUGUUUGGAGGUCAACAAGCAUCCUCUCAGGCUGCACCGACCGGGGGGCUGUUUGGAGGCCAGCAGACUUCGACUCCCGCCGCGCCCACGGGGGGUUUGUUCGGUGGCCAGCAGGCAUCAGCACCGGCUGCACCAAGUGGAGGUUUGUUUGGGAGCCAGCAACCCCAACCCCAACAACAGGCCGCUUCGAGUGGGGGUUUGUUUGGUGGUCAACAGGCCUCGGCUCCGCAGAACGCGCAGCCAUCCAGCCUUUUUGGGGGACAAUCGCAGGCACAGUCACAGCCGCCUAUUCUAGGGCAGACUCUAGGACAAAAUCCCAGUCAAUCAACGCAACCAGCCUUUUUCAACAGCCUGUUGGAGCGUGGUAAAAAGAGACCUUUGUCAUCAGCCGCUCAGAACAACAAUUUCGAAGAAGUGCCCAGCCUUCAACUGGGCCUGGACGAUAUUCGGAGAAAGGCCAGGGAACUGGGCUCCGGUGGACAGAGAGACACUCCCAAUGGCAAGAGUACCAAAGCUCAUUAUCUACUUGCCGCAUCUGGCAUCUCUCCCGGUCGAGCAUUGCGCGAUCUCAAAUCUCUGGACCCCCAGGCAUCUUUGGCAGCCCCGGUGAAGGAAAUGGACAAUUUUGACCCCGAUAAUCAGCGGUUUUUGCGGAGCAUUCAACAGCGUGGCCGACAGGUCAUGAUCGCGGAGAGUCUCACCCGAGCCCACCGCGACUUCGAUACAUUCCUAGAGGAAAAGGUUGAUUUGGACUGGGAAGAGCAACGUCAAACUAUUUUUCAUCAUUUCGGGCUAUCGCAGAAGGACGCCGCUGGUGGCCUAAACGCUACCACCAGAGGUGGAUUCGGCCGAUCAACCAGGCAAUCUAAGCACUCUGGUGCUGGUCCCGCCAGCGGGCCCUCGGGUGCAUCCCGCAGAAGUGUGUUUGGGCGUUCUGGCCUUGAAAAAUCGGUCAUUGGCACUCCUGGGGCUGGUUUGGCCAGCCGCCAGAUCUUCGAAGACCCAGCAGAGCGAAACGACAGAGCCACGUCUCACUCUCCUGAUGUCAGGUUCCAACGCGAGAAGAUGGGCCACUACGCCGAAAAGGUUCAGCAAUUGAAUCUCGCCAGGCUCCAAGGAAGGUGCUAUCCCGUCCUUGAUGAGUUCUCCUCGGUCGAGGUUCAAAAUGGCGGUGAUGUCCCCCGGCAACUCUUCAAUGCGUAUCAAGCCUUGGUGGGAAUUGUGCACGAAAAUCCUCGGAUUAUUGACCCAUCGGACCCCGGGGCAAUCAAGGAGCGCCAGUAUUCUGCAAAAUACCUCGAUGAAUCAUCAAAAUCUCGCAACGCGAUCGAUCUCAAGAAACAGAUCCUCGAGGGCUCAAGAACUUUCCUGGAGAGAACAUUCUUCGACGAAGUGGAAACCGCCAUUGCCAAGAACCCUCGAGAGGCACAGCUGGGAGGUAUUCCAACCGUGGUUAAUAAGAUUCGGGCCUAUAUUCGCCUUCAAGCCGCGAGAAAGGAUCUUGUGCCUGAUGGGACAGAGCUCCAGAUGGUGAAUCAGGACUAUUGCUGGAUCCUUAUCUUCUAUCUCCUUCGAUGCGGAUUUGUUACGGAGGCUGCUGAGUACGUGAGCCGGGACACCGGAUUCCGGUCCCUGGAUCACAAAUUCGUGACCUACAUGACAACCUACGCGCAGACCAGGCGGCUACCGCGUGAUCUUCAACAGAAGAUCAAUGGCGAGUUUCAGCAACGUUCUCGAAACGCACCUGAAAACACCGUCGAUCCCUACAGGAUGGCGUGUUAUAAGAUCAUCGGCCGCUGUGACCUUUCGCGUCGUCGCUUGGAUGGUGUGAAGCAAACAGUUGAGGACUGGAUGUGGUUGCAAUUCAGCCUUGCCAGAGAGGAUGAUCGCACCGAGGAGGUUGCAGGUGACGUGUUCGGCCUUGAAGACAUCCAAACCGACAUCCAAGAGAUUGGCCAAAGAGUCUUCGUCAAGGGCAAUGAUGGACCUGGUGGUUACGGGACAUAUUUCCUGCUGCAAAUUCUAGGAGGAAUGUUCGAGCAGGCUGUCCACUAUCUCGGCACGUUUGCGCCAGUUACCGCCGUUCACUUCGCCAUCGCCCUAUCAUACUAUGGCCUUCUCCGCGUCUCCGACUUUUACACAUCUGGAGAAGAAAUUCUGACAUUCACUGUCAAGCAGUACCCUCAAAUCAAUUUCGGCUACCUCUUGACCCAAUACACCCGGGAAUUCCGAACCGGAUUUGUUGAAGCAGCCAUCGACUACUUCACGCUGGUCUGCCUGAAUGCCGAUCUCCCCGGUGCUCUGGGCAAGUCGCAAGCCUCCGUUUGUCACGAGGCCCUGCGCGAGUUCAUUCUGGAGACCAGAGACUUCGCCAAACUGCUCGGCGAUAUUCGUGCUGACGGUACUCGCUUGAAGGGUGCCAUCGAGCAGCGUCUAGGUUUGAUCAAAUUGGAGGACCAAGAAGAAUUCCUCCAGACCAUCACGGUCCAGGCAGCUGCCGUAGCAGAUGAUAAGGGCCUGGUUGCUGAUGCUGUACUUCUCUACCAUCUCGCCGAAAACUAUGAUCGAGUCAUCGAUAUCAUUAACCGUUCUUUAUCGGAUGCUGUCGCUGUCGAAUUGGGUGGUGCUUUGCCCAAGCUACAGCCUUUGCGCCCGCGAGACGACAUGGCCGAUGCAGCGGGGGGGAGCAGCCUUAGCUUGACCUCCGUGGAUGACCCGGGCGUUCUUGCUAAGAAUAUGAUUAGCCUUUACGACUCCAACGAGAUGUACUAUGGAAAGGUUCGACCAGUCAACCGUGAGGCAUGUGGCCUGCUGCUGCGCAUGAUGGAAGCCAAGACCCAGGUUGAAGCCGGUAGAUGGGCACCAGCACUUGACGCCAUCAACGAGUUGAAUGUUUUACCCCUCCAGGCCCGGGGCUCCGUGUCGCAUAUUCGAAGCAUCGCCCAAUCGUUCUCGUCCCUGCCCGCUAUCAUUUCACGCAACAUCGGACAUGUCAUUAUGUGGAGCAUCACCUGUAUUGGCUUCGAGCGCCAGAAGCGAACUUCUGGACUGUACGACAGCGAGGUCCGUCAAGGCAUGGCCGAUGCCUUCCUUGUCAUGGCCAAGGAUCUGAUGGUGUUCUCGGGGAUGGUCAAAUACAAGUUGCCCCCACGGGUGUAUGAGACUCUGGCUCGCGCGGGAGCCGAGAUUGGGGCAUAUUAG